Rhopilema esculentum is the source of this 1285-nucleotide messenger RNA. RefSeq names its product G protein-coupled receptor 26-like. Gene Ontology annotation, cellular component: membrane. Lineage: Eukaryota; Metazoa; Cnidaria; Scyphozoa; Rhizostomeae; Rhizostomatidae. Gene Ontology annotation, biological process: G protein-coupled receptor signaling pathway. Gene Ontology annotation, molecular function: G protein-coupled receptor activity. The record is from RefSeq and is a predicted model, not a curated record.
GUGCUCAGAAAACAGCAACAGCCAUGGUGGCAAUCUCUAAUGGAAGAAAACGAGGACGUAGAUAUUGCAAAGCUCAAAGAGAGACUGAAGGAAGGCGAGCUGACUGAUGAGGCAGAGAAACAAUUUUGAGUAUUGCCGAGUUACAGAUUUCAAUUACACGCCGAAUCGAAUCAUUGCUCUUGCUAUAAAUGGCUGGCACUAUAGACGUGAAUCUUCUCUUCCUGAUCGUUGACACGGUUCUUAUUGGAAUUUCAAUCUUCUCAAGCAUCGUAAUUAUUGUGCUCUUCAUACACAAUCGUGAGUUUCGACAGUUGCCGUCAAAUCGACUUCUGUUUAACUUCAUGAUGACCAACUUCUUGCUAGCUGCCACGGGGAUGCUUCUUGCGUUAUCUUCAAAGAAGGGUGAUAAUAUCAACUCUGUGAAAAGAUUCCUGUUUCUAUCUUCGUUUUUCAUCGUUUCACUUAUAUCAUAUACUAUCGCCCUUAUAUUAGUCACAGUCGAUCGGUUUUAUGCUGUCAAAUUUCCAUAUAAAUACCAGCAGAUCAUGAGCAGUAGAAAUGCAAAUUUCGCUAUUGCGUGUUUCUGGAUUGCUGUAUUACUGCUCUCAAUAGCUGCCAUGUUAUCGUCAUUUUUUGGGUACAAGCAUCCCUUCAAGAUCGCAGACAUUGCUCAUUAUAUACUGAUUAUUGUCUCGUUAGCGGGAAUAGCUAUCUUGCUGUCAGCCAAUGUGAUAAUCUUCAAGCAAGUGCGCCGGCAAAUACGUCAUAUUCGUAGCACAACUAUUGGAGAUGAUGGAUCUGUUCAUCGUCACCUUCGACGUCGUACCCAUAAAACAGCAUACCUAUGCCUGUUGCUGGUUGGCUCCUUCACCGUCUGCUGGCUGCCAAAUCUUAUAUCAAGUCUGAUGUUUGUAAUAUCACGUGAUGUCAAAGAAGAUCACUUAUACAUUAGAGCAAGAACGUCUCUUUUCCAUUUGAACCACGUGCUUAAUCCUUUUUUGUAUGUUUUCUUGAAAAGAGAUGUACGAAAAUCGUUAAAGAAACUAUUUUGUAUAGAGCGUAGAGCUAUUGGGCCAUCUGAUACCUCUAGAACUUCAAAUAUUUCAAGAAGUGGUGCCCAGCAAAUGUGACAGAUUUGGAGUAUAUACCUGUCUGUAUGCGUUUUUUGCAAAUACUUAAUUUGGUUUGAUAUGUAUCCAGUCUUCAGUCAUUAAAACAUAUGUUAAUUCUUGGUUCUCUUUCUUUGGUCUACUGCAAAUGGGUUUCGAUUCGGAUAUGUGUUGCU